Messenger RNA from Blastocystis hominis, 1278 nucleotides. RefSeq lists its product as hypothetical. Lineage: Eukaryota; Bigyra; Opalinata; Blastocystidae. The coding region runs from base 1 to 1278 and encodes 425 amino acids. The record is from RefSeq and is a predicted model, not a curated record. The transcript is spliced from 4 exons.
AUGCCAUUUAGUUAUUGUCGUUGUUGUAAAAUCAACCAUGAACAGGGAAAGGGUCAUAUCUAUAGUCCUAGACACAUAAAGAAGCUUCGAGAAUGGGCCGAAAGGCAACGGAAGCGUGUGAAUAACUGCAUUUUGUUAGCAGAGCCGGGGCGUGGCAUUCAGAGUGUGGAAACGCAUUCUUUUUGGUGUGCCUUCUGCGGAGAGGAGAUUUUAGAUACAGCGCCCUUCCUCGUCAAGAACUGCCUCUCUCACCUCUGCACAAAGGAGCAUCGAGACAAGGUAUAUGAGUUUUUUCGCGCAACUGGUACAAACCACCACGAGAUCGACCUAAAGUGGUUUUACAUCGGCGAGCCUUACCGCGAUGAAUACAUCGAGCGCGUCAAAAGCCACAUCUACCACAACAAAAUCACUCCCUCGAUUUUCGACGCUUCGCUUCCCCACCUGGGUCCUGCAACGCCCUCUCCCUCCGCCAUUCCCCCUCCUCCUCCUCCUUCUCUCCCUGUCCCCUCCAAGCCUCUCUCUCUCCUCGAGAAAUACCCGCUCGAUUCACUUCUCUCCGGUCCCUUCCUCAGCGAUCGCUUCUACCUCGGCGAGCAUUUCCCGACCCUCCAAAGCGACUCGGGCAUCCUCCAAAACCCCUCUGGCCGCACGGAAACGGGUCGUCGCGUGUGGGGCGGCGGGAUCGUGAAGCUCACCAAGAGCGAGUGGAAGCCCUGGCCGAUCGAUCUGGUCUUCCAGCAUCUCCGCAAGCAGCAGCAGCUCGCGCAGAAAGCCGCGCAGGACGCCGAGAAGGCGCGGCAGAAGGAGCUGGCGGCGAUGAUUCCGCUGAAGCACACGGAGAGCGCGACGGGCGCAGGAUUGAGCUGCAUCUCCCUGCCGCGAUCGAGCGAAGGCAACGUGCACUCGCUGGCGCUGCCGCCAUGGCUGGAUCCGACGGAGACCGGAGAGGCGAUGCGGCGAUGGCGGAAGCAGAAGGAGUUCGAGCAGAGGUUCCAGAAGAGACAUCAGGCGCUGAAUGUGGGCGUGGUGCGCGGAAAGGAGGCCGGGGAGGACUGGCUGCCGAACUUCGGAAGCGUGUGGGAAAGUGGGUCGAGGGCGAAGACGCGGAUCGGAUUCCAGCAAGCGAAGGUGGGACCGGGAAGCAUGCUGGGCGAUCUGGAGAAACUGGUGAAGAGCGGAGGGAAGGAUGUGUCGGAGAAGGAGAAGCAGAGGAUUAUUCGCGAAAGCAAGAAGAAGGUGAUGGAAAAGAUCCAGUUGAGAAUGCGAACCGAAAAGUGA